Lachnellula hyalina is the source of this 1485-nucleotide messenger RNA. RefSeq names its product Protein MSS51, mitochondrial. The transcript is spliced from 3 exons. NCBI's taxonomy places the organism in Eukaryota, Fungi, Ascomycota, Leotiomycetes, Helotiales, Lachnaceae. Gene Ontology annotation, cellular component: extrinsic component of mitochondrial inner membrane. The coding region runs from base 1 to 1485 and encodes 494 amino acids. Gene Ontology annotation, biological process: mitochondrial respiratory chain complex IV assembly. The record is from RefSeq and is a predicted model, not a curated record.
AUGCGGCCUUCUUCUUCUUCGUACACCUGCCGGAGGUGUCUCCAGGUGCUGGGCAAUGCAAGAGCAGGUUCGCAGACCAGCUUUUUAGCUUCACGACUGGCAUUGAGGCGGAGGACGAUAUCGACCAAGAAUGGAGCGGGACUCAAUGGAAGUGAACAAUUGGGGGUUCGGCCAGCUCGAAAAGCGAUGGAGAAAAGGAUGGUGUCCUCGGAAGCAAGACCGUUAUUGAUGCCAAACAACCUCUUCCACCCUUUCUCGGAGUCUCCUUCCCCAGAGAUAAGACGUCGAGCAGCCUUCAUCAAGCAAAAUGCUUUCUGUCCUCACCCCGACCAUCGUCAGUCCCGACUUCCAAUGAACCCUGAGGACCCCGAAGCCCGAAAGUCUAGUGAAGGAGGAUUAGCACCCGCGCAUGUCAGUUUCGAAUGUCCGGAUUGUGGAAUACCAGUAUCAUGUUCUGAGGAUCAUUGGGCGGACGAUUACGAGUCUCACCUGGAAAUAUGCGAUACACUUAGGGAAAUCAAUGAAGAUGACCAUGAUCUACGGUCAGGACGUUUCUUCCCAGAGUUUGACUACCCUGAAAUGCAAAUGGAAGAAGCUAUGAUCAAUAUGACGAACUGGGAUACUUUUCUCUACACGAGAGAUUUCAGAGCUAUCGAUGAUGAAAGGAGUCUACGGCAGGCUACUAGGCUCUUAACAUAUCCUGUCACUAUUGGAAGUGUGUUGCAUGAAUUGAGCCCUUACACAAUAAAGCAAAAGGGCAGAUUAACCGUGGAGGGGUUGAAAAGUCUAAGUGCUUUACGAUACUCUCUUCACCCACCUCGAGAUGGAGCAGGCUCUGGUAUAAAAGGUCUUAGACCAACGCCGCCACCAAUGCGCAUCUUCAUCUUGGGUGCUCGUGCGGAAUCUUCACUUCCCAGAGAAGUUUGGAUUCAAUUGACGCAUCUAUUCCCUCGAGUUGCUUUCCAUCUCGUAUUCGUUGGCCCGGAAAGCAUGGCUAAUAGAGACGCGGAAUUUCCACUUCCUGAAAGAACGCCUAGCAACCCUUACGGUGCUAUCGUAGAGGGUCGUAUCACGAGUUCCUUGAAAAUCAGCACGUUUGUCGAGUAUUAUCACACCUUGCACAAAGCUGGUCAUUUUCACCCAUAUGACCCAUACUUUGACUGCUUCAUGCUGUUCCAUCCAGGUCUUGGACAUCCUGCAAGUUCUCAUGAAUGGCAGGAAACCAUACCACAAUUACUAGAGACCAAGGUGCCUAUUCUUGUAACUGGAUACACACAGUAUGACAUGGAACGGGAUAUCGAAUGGGUGAAGAAGACAGUGGGUGGUGAGAUGGAUAUGUUGAUGGAACCAGGAGAGAAUCGUUUCCGAAGCUUGAGGUGGGAUCUUAAUGACUUGGAUCCCCAGGACAUCAGCUGUGGAAACUGGGGGGUUUGGGGGUUCAGAGGCAAGAGAUACGAGACUACGAGGAAAGAUGCUGAGGAGUAG